UUCUCACGGCGUACUGUUUUGAUUUUUGGUUCGAGUGUGUGUAAAGCACUUGGCGCGAGUAUCUGAAGCAAAUAAAAGCCACAUACAUAUGCAAAUAUACAUUUUUGUCCAUUUAAGCUGUUUACUAAAACAUUUAAGUACAGCUUUUUAAUGUUUCUCGAGUAUCCUCUGGUUCUGGGUGUUUUCUAGAACUUUAAAGAGUGUUAGCUCUGUUUACACACUGGUAAAAUUAAUCAAAUCAUGGACCCUAAUGGAUUACUGUCCAGUAACCCUUGCCAGGUACAUCUGAAGUGGGGUAAUGGAUCUCUAGAGACGUCGCCCAUUUCUGUACCUAGUAAACGUAAACGAAAUGAGAUUACUGUAAAUGUAAACGGAGCAGAUUGUCUGAACGCUUUUCCCUCCAAAGAGAGUUUGAGGAAACGUGGCUUUGUCUUAAUUGAUGGUCAAAGAGGUGUGUACUACUCUGAGAGCUGGCAGCCCAAUGGCAGCACUUUGUACCAACCUGUAAAUGGCACUUUGUUGGCCAACAUUGAAAAAUAUGAUCAGAUCAGCUUUGAGCAGGAUGUCUUCUGCAUAGGCAAUGCAGCCGGUGGAUUUCAGCAAAAGGUCCAAGGUCAAGCGAUUCAUUGCUGGCGGUAUAGCGAACAUGAUAGAAAGCUUUUUAUUGCACUUUCUUACCUGUUCACAAACUUACAAGUUUUUCAUGAAUUUGUCAGCACUCUGGAUUGUCUCUAAGGAUGAUUGUCUCUGGGUAAGCAGAGUUGGCCAGUGCUAUUUUAUCACAAAGUACAAAACAAUCACGGUGUUAUACAUAUUAUAGUAUUAAUUGACCUUUUCUAACUUCUUAACAGAGUAAGACACACAUAUGCCUUCAACACAUCACUCUACCGUAUUUCUGUGCAGUGCUUUCAAGUAACAGUGCCUGUUUCUUGUGUAGCAGUAAACUAGAUCCAUUGUGACUCAACAAGGGAUGUUAUCAACCAAGUGUAUUUAGUUAAUGCAGUGCAAGAUGUUCCAAUAAUGUGGUCAUUUGUGGUUUUGCACGAUAAACACUGUUAUAAGUGACUGAGAUAAUGGACCAAAAUAAACAUUACAGAAUCAAAUUAAAAUACUAUUUAUGAGAUGCUUGUCAGGUGGUGCUUUUAAUGCCUGUUGCUGAUUUUCUUGUUUCUCUGCAUUUGUACUUUGAAAAUGUUUGUACUUCAGCAGUGUUAUAUGCUAGUUUUGCUUUUGAUGUCUUUUUAUAUAUAUUUUUUACAAUAAAAAGGAAUCUUUAUGUGGAAUCUAUAUGUGACGUUUUGGACACUACACAAAACAACGAUCUUAUCCCUUCCCCUUUUGUUCUCUCUUUGCUCAAUA
Triplophysa rosa is the source of this 1359-nucleotide messenger RNA. RefSeq lists its product as uncharacterized. The record is from RefSeq and is a predicted model, not a curated record. NCBI's taxonomy places the organism in Eukaryota, Metazoa, Chordata, Actinopteri, Cypriniformes, Nemacheilidae. The coding region runs from base 241 to 735 and encodes 164 amino acids. The transcript is spliced from 4 exons.